Messenger RNA from Cuscuta campestris, 1745 nucleotides. Lineage: Eukaryota; Viridiplantae; Streptophyta; Magnoliopsida; Solanales; Convolvulaceae. The record is from the annotation of a GenBank genome assembly.
UCGACGCCGUGCACCGCUGCUAACCGCACCACUUCUCUCUCGCCGCUGUCUUUUUCCGUGGCGUCUGCGUUGCCGUCGGGAUGUCUCUUGAGCUACUCGGCCGUUUCUCUGCACUUUCACAGACGUUUCCUGAAAUGAUGAUUUGUAAAGAGGAAGAGACAUACGACGGUGAGCGUGCUAGUACUUUGGCUAGAAAAGGGGAGCUGCACCUGGACCUAGUUUCAGCCGUUAAAGGACUACAUGCUCUUAAUUCUCAAGAGCUAAGCAGGUUGAUCAAGGAUGCUGACAACAAUAUUGUAAGACAUACUACUCCCGAUGGAUCAAAUGUGCAGGUUGAUUUGGAAAAACUCACUAGACACCUUGGUUUGCACCUGAUUGCGGUGGUCAUGGCACGGGAAACAAAUGAAGCACUGCUGAAAUACUUGUUAUCUGGUUUUCAGCUUUUGUACGCCUUGAGUGAUAUAGCAUCUCGGCAUCCUAAACUUGAAGAGAUAUUGUUUGAUGAUAUUAAAAUAUCGGAACAGCUACUUGAUCUGGUCUUUUAUUCUCUAAUCAUACUUUGUACUCAAAGUCAGAAAAUUCAGGAUUCAAAUGACAUGGUUCUUUUGCACUCCACUCUAGUUGCUUCCAGCUUGUAUGUAUUGACAGCCUGUAUUUCUUCACAAUGGCAUGAAUUAGCUCAAGUUUUUCUGGCAUACAAUAAGGUUGAUAUAUUCAUGGAUGCUACAUUUGCUGCCCUUUGCACUGAUAUAAAGUCUCUUCAGAGCAGUCUGUCAGUUGAAUAUUCUGAUUCUUGUGCUGAAUCUACUUCUAAGGAUGUAGAAAUAUUGCAUCAUUUGUGCCAGCAGUGCGAGGCCUCUCUACAGUUUAUUCAGUCACUAUGCCAGCAAAAAGUGUUCCGCGAUCGACUUCUUAAGAAUAAGGAGCUAUGCAGUAACGGUGGAAUUCUUUUUUUGGCUCAAUCAAUCAUGAGCUUAAACAUAUCUUCAUUGUUCCUGGAGUCUUCUUCAAUCGUAGCAUCUGUUUCUAGACUAAAAUCUAAAAUUUUGUCUAUUUUGUUGAACCUCUGUGAAUCGGAGUGUGUCUCUUAUUUGGAUGAGGUUGCGAGCACUCCUACAAGCCUUGAAUUGGCAAAGUCUGUUGCUUUUAAGGUUCUUGAGUUAUUGAAGAACACAUUUGAAAGGAAAUCCCAACAACCUUAUGCUUUGUCUGAGAAAACCUACCCAAGUGGACUAUUGCAACUCAAUGCAAUGCGACUGAUUGAAAUAUUCUCCGAUGAUUCAAAUUUCCGGUCCUAUAUCACCACACACUUUGAGGAAGAUGCUACUCUAGAGUAUGUUCCAUUUGCAGCUGCGGGGUGGCUUUUCAGUUUUUUUUCAUCGUAUCAGUUGAUUGGGGCUUCUUCAGAAUUAACGUUGCUCCCUUGCAAUGUAUCUAGAGUACCCUCUGGACACCAGAGAACUUCCUUAUUGGUGAAAAUUAUUGCAAAUCUUCACUGUUUUGUUCCCGACAUCUGUAAAGAUGAUAAGGAUCUUUUCCUUAAAAAGUUUCACGAGUGCUUGCAAAAUGAACCAAGCAAAUCAGCUGUAAGUUUUACAUCUAUCUGUUAUGCUGAAAAGGUGGCUGUUAUUUGCAAAAACCUAGGUUCACUUCUGAGUCAUGCAGAAACCUUAAUUCCUUCUUUUCUUAAUGAGGAGGAUGUGCAACUUUUAAGGUGAUCUAUAUAAAAAACUUGCAAGCAUGUU